AUGGAAGUUGCGGACUCUUUAAAUGUUACUUCCCAAGUUAUUAAUGAAGGUUCGAAAGAAGUGAUCUAUGACUCUAUCGAUUGGAUCUCGCGCGCUAUUCCAGAAACUUUCGAUUUGGGAACGAUAGCUGUGGAACUGACUUGCGUGGCUUCGUCGUUUAAUUUUGUGGUUUUUGGGACAGGAUGUGGAACUUUGUUUGUAUACAACAAAAAACUUGGCAGACUUGCUCGACCGCUGCGAACGAACAGUUUCGAAGCGGUAACUUGUAUCCAUCAUCUUGGCCUUCUUGAUGACUAUGUUAUAGUGGGACACAAUACUGGUACUUUGAUAGCAAUACGGCUGCCGAGCGGUCGAGAAGGAUCUAGUACAUCCGUUGCCUCUGGGGACGCUUCUGGCACUGUGAUUCUAUCAACAGUGACUUUCGAUACGGGUGAAUUCUACCACUGCUUUCUGUUCGAAGACGCAUAUUCUAUUGCUGCAUUGGAGUUUUCUGGUGAAUCAGUGAUAAUUCAUAAUGGCUCUCAACUACUUCUUGUUAACACGAGACCACAAAUGGACACUCGAGUAAUAUGUGAUCAUGUAGAAAGAACUGUUGCCAUUGGUAUACGUUGUACAGCUUCUUUCGUUUAUGUAGCAGAAAAAUUCCGUCUUUGUAAAUAUUCGACCUCCUUGUACAACUGUGGUGUAAUCGCGACAAAUGCGGUGGUUGGCGGAACGGGUUUCUUUGUGUCUGUCGAAUGGAAUUUGGACGGAACUAAGCUGGCAGUACUAUCUAGUUCCAAUGUUUUCGUUAUGUUUGAUUUGAUUCGUUCUGAAGUCCUGUGGAGGGCACCCCUUAAUGAUUACCUUCGCUGCUUCGUCGGUGACUUCUGCGUGGAUGAUGACGAUUCGAUUCUUUACGUCACAAAGCCUCGCGGUUUCCAUCGAGUUGGAGUGACAACCACUGCGAAUUUCAUAAACAAAGGAGAGAGUGAUCUUCGAUCUACGUCUCUGCUGUCUUCUCCGAAAAAGUUACUCUCAAACAGUGCUUUUCGCGUAACUCAAAGAGGUUUUUCCUUUUUAAACAAUGCUCUCAGCGUUGCCAAGGACAUCACUGUGAAUUCCGAAGUUAGCAGCUUGCUGGAGGAUGCUUUGAAGAAGAUGGAUAUUCAGAAAGAUGCGGAGCAUGUGAAAGAAGUGAGAGAUAAUGCUACGGAUCGCAAAGAUCUCUGCAAUGAUUCUAUGUUGGCUGCAUAUGUUCGCCCUCCUGUAAAUAUACCACCAAUUAUAAAGGAACACCACGAUGUCUUUGUAAAACGAAAGGAAAAAAUACGUUGCAAAAAAGGAAGUCGCUCAGAGAAUAUGGAUAGAUUUGGGGCUGUUGAGACUGAGAACCAAGUGACAAUCGACGAGGGCACCAUUCUCGCUUUAAGAAAGGAAGUUCUUGGAAACAACAUCUUGUGCAGUAGUCCAUGCAGCUCCGGGGCUAGUAUGGAAGAAACACUGACAUGCAGCCCUGGAGAGAGCCCGCUUAUCUCGGGUCUCUACAUGAAAGCGUCAGAUUGCACAAAAACAUCUUCCACCCCUUCUUCAUCAAGAGACUCUUCCACUGUAAGAAGAGGACAGCUUACAUUGCAAGGUGAUGAAGACAAUGAAAAUAAUGACUGUAAAGAUGGAAACCCCUCGAAUGCAUCGUAUUUCGUGGAGCCAACAACUAAUACGGAAACGUCAUCGCGUGGAGCAGAAUCAGUAACUUCCGCGUACGAGUAUCUUCUGCAUAAGAACGUCACGAAGCCUUCAACAUUAGAGUUUAAACCUUCAACUUCUAACGGCACCGCUGUUUUGUUGCGAAAUCAGGUCAUUCGGGAAAGGUCGCAGAAGAACGUUGUGCUUAAUGAUCAAGUUGACAUAUGGAUGAAGAUUUUCCUUCCAUACACGGCUAAGUCGUUCGCGGUAGGAUGUGAUCAUAUUGUUUUAUGUCACAAAAAGAAAACUCCCCGCAUUCUCUCACUUGAUGCACUAGGAUCAAAGAAGCCGCUUUGGCUGGUGGCAAAAUGGUCAGCUGAUAGCGUGGCGAUGAAUGACAGGGAAUCGAUCGUAUGGAGAGUUCAUAACAAUGCUGGUUGGUGCGCUGUCGAUUCUUUAACUACAUCCACACGCUUCGAAGAAUGUGCAACCGAUGGAGGAGGUGUAAUUGAGGUGUCCGUAGGAAGUAACAUUGCGUGGUAUCUAACAAGAGAAGGGGUGUCCGUUCAAAUGGAGUUGCCAGAGAAGGCUAUUUUCUCAAGGGUCGACUGUGACUGGACACUGCGAUCUAUUUCGGCUUCCGAUGACGCUGUGUGGGCAAUAAGACGCGAUGUCGGAAGUUUAGUUGUACGAGUGGGAUUAGCGAGAUGCAGAAUGGGUCUUGACUGGAUCGAGAUAGUCCCAGAGGGUCCGUCGAAACUAGUGUCUGUUUGUGUGUACCGUUCCUAUGGGUUUGCAUUAGAUGACACAGGUCGCCUCUGGAUGAGUACUGGUGUAGAUCGGCAUCAUCCUUACGGUAGUAGUGAUGCGUUCUACAAGGUGUGUUUACCUUUUUUCGAUGGGAAAGCUCCACCUACCAUUGCGUGGACUGUCAAGGCAUCUUCUACCGGACUGUUUCUUUGUGCUGGGAAAGUUAUGCUCGUUGUAAGGAGCGCUUUAUCUGCGCAUAGGUUUCCGCGAGAAGUUCCUGCCAAGUUUGACAUGUUGGACAACUUUUCAAUGCUGUCGUCUGGAUCUUACAUUGGCUGUUCAGGAUAUAUUUAUCUUUGCCGACAGGAUUCCGAAAUAUUUGUGUAUCGACCAACAAGGCGCAACUUCGUCACCAUCAGCAUUCCUUCAACGUCACAAGCGGUAGUUUCUUUAUGCGGCACUCGUGAGAAUUUGUCUCUUAUUGACAGCGCUGGAAAAGUGUUCCACUGUGAUGGCGAGUCUCCGAAUUGGGUUGCUGAAACAGAUCUUCCAGAUUGUGUGUGCUCUAUUGCUCAGAGUAAGCUAGCCCGUUGGGCGAUUACGUGUACUGGUGCCCUGUUCAUCAAGCAGGCAGGUUCAAAUAUAUGGAAUAAUGUCAUAGCACCGGCUGAUGUAGAGAGCAAGGUUGUUCCAGCGCAAGUCUUUACUUCUCCAAAUGGAAUCUAUGUUUGGGUUCUUUCUGAUGGGCGUGGUUGGGCACGCACUAACGUCAAUGAGAGGAAUCCCGCCGGUGUGAAAUGGACUGAGACAUAUCACACUUCGGAAUUAUACAGCCUUGCCGUAGGAGAUAACGUUGUUUGGGCUCUUGACAGCUCCGGCCAGUUGCUUAGACUGCGCGGUUUGGCGGCUGGUAAUCCAGCUGGCAACUACUGGCGACCCAUUUCGCAAGCAGUGUUUAGAGAGAUUUCCGUGGAUGCUCAAAGUGAACUGUGGGCGAUAGACAUGGAAAAUCGUUUAGUUCGGCAUUUGAGUGAUGUGUACGUGCCAGAGCAGUUGUUCACAAAUGAGGCGCCAAGCCCAUUUGAGCUCAUAUGA
This is a messenger RNA of Necator americanus (New World hookworm), 3510 nucleotides long. RefSeq lists its product as uncharacterized. The record is from RefSeq and is a predicted model, not a curated record. The transcript has 28 exons. Lineage: Eukaryota; Metazoa; Nematoda; Chromadorea; Rhabditida; Ancylostomatidae. Gene Ontology annotation, molecular function: protein binding. Bases 1 to 3510 code for a protein of 1169 amino acids.